AUGACGGAGCGCUCGCUCCAUCAGAUCGGCCCGGCACCAGCAUCGCCGACGCGCGUGAAGGAGGAGCCACCAUCCCAAACGCAUGUCUGCAUGAAGCGGGAGUCGGCAUCCUCACUCUGGGGGGUGAAGGACGAAUUGGUGUCCCCGCCGCGCAACCGCAGCCUCCACGUCGGAGGUCACAUGAAGGAGGAGCCCGUGUCCCCCAGCGCCUCCGUCGCGUCAAGGACGACCCGGCGUCGCCCUCGCCGCGUAGGUGUUCAUGCCACCGCCUAUAAUUUCCCUGCCCCACCGAGGGCAUUCUUGUCUUUUCACACUAUCCCCGUCGCGCCCCUUCCUUUCUCUCGUGCCCCAGCCGCCGCCGCUCGCCCCAUCCCCAUCCCCAUCGCAUCGCCACCCCCACCCCCACCCCUCCUCCCAUCCCCUAACCCUAGCUCCUCCCCUACAUCGCGCCGCCUGGCCUCCUCCCCUCCCGUCGCGCUAGCGCAUCCCCUGCCGCCAUCGUCGCUCGCCCCGGUCCCCGUCCUGCAGCGGUGUCCGAGGAGGACUAGCCGCGCCACGGCCGCACAUCCCGUCCUGCAGCGGUGGUCCACGGGAUCGGCACCGGCACCGGCCUCCUUGCUCCCGCUCGAGUCAUGGAGGGACAACCAGCAGCGGCGGCCCAGGAGAUCGACGACUAGCCGAGGCGAGUCGCCUUCGAUUCUGCAGGAGCCCGACGGCUGUCUCCUCCUCUGCAGCCGCACACGAGCGGCCAGCCCUGGACUAGGUCGCGGCAUGAGAAGCGGACGUCCGAGGCAUGUCCAACACCACUGCCCGCUCGAUACGUCCCCCGCCCCAGCUGCCGACCCCCUCCUCCACGGCGGCGCCUUCGUCCCCGGCGACGCACGACAGCAGCCCACUACAGGUGAUAUUCGAUUUCAUGGUGAUGUACAUGCUUUGCAUGCUUAAUCCUAGCACUACUUCUGUUUUCUUUUGCACACAAGGGAACUUGCUAUUCCUGCGGUCAUUGAUUAGUAAACAAAGAGGCAAGAGGGAGGGAGCAAUGGAUAAGAAGGUAACAAAGAUAGAUGCUCUCGUUGGCAGCGGCUUUCGUGGAGGGUGGCGCGCAGGACACCUUCGCCCCGAAACCAUAGCUGUACGUGCGGGUGCGCUGACGUCUCUCUGCUGUGUGGUGGCACAGGACGGUGAAGAUAGGGGACAAGAGCUGCUCGCUGCAGCCGCUUGUCGGCGGCCCCAAUGGCCUCGUCCCCUGCCAAG
This is a messenger RNA of Triticum aestivum (bread wheat), 1254 nucleotides long. RefSeq names its product WAS/WASL-interacting protein family member 3. Bases 1 to 945 code for a protein of 314 amino acids. The record is from RefSeq and is a predicted model, not a curated record. The transcript is spliced from 3 exons. Lineage: Eukaryota; Viridiplantae; Streptophyta; Magnoliopsida; Poales; Poaceae.